AGAUAUGUCAAGAAGAAGAUCUCCAAGAUUAAACCAGGACGAAACACCAAUUAAAAUAGAGGAAGAAAGUAACGAACAAUUUAGCGAUACUCUGUGUCGUAAAGAACAAAAACCUAAAAAUGAAAUUAAAAAAAGGCAGCAACAACAAAAGCAUCCCAAACAACUGUAUGACCAAAAACAUAAUCAAAAACAACAGCAGCAAUCCUCCCCACCAACACCGCCUUCUUCUGAUCCAAGUCAUAAUUGUGAUAACGACGAUUAUUUAAAACAUGAAGAUAUUCCUCGAUCAUGGCCGUAUGAUCAAAAUGGAAAUAGUUCUUACAACGGUUCAAGACGUGCAUCUAUUGAGUCAACAACUACCUUAGCAUCAAUUAUAUCAGAAUCGUCAGUAUUUAGAUCAUCCAACAAUUCACAAAUUAAUCCUUCCAGUAAUACCAGUUCACUUACCUCAAAUACUUCUAUAAAUUAUAAUCACGAUGAUAACAAUGCAGGUUCUUCUCUUAGUAGAAUGGCUAAUGACGAGAAAAGCAUGCAAAAUCGCCAUGAUACAGAUCACCAUGAUAUAGAUCGCAACGAUAUAGAUCGCAAUGUCGUUAUGGAUCGCAAUGAUGUCGCUAUGGAUCAAGUAAUUGAUAAUGAUGAUGAUAAUACACGUCAAGAAUUAGACAAUGAUAAAAAUAAGAUUGUGAUAUUGGCUAAAGCGAUUUUCGGGUUAUUAAACGCUAAAUGGGUUGUGGGUACAGCAGUUAUGACGUUUAUAUUGUUUCUAGGUUUCUUUUGCAUUUGUCGAUUGUCAUAUAUAAGUGAUCGAUGUCAAUAUUGGAUAGUUAAAGACAGUGAUCUCAAUUCGGAGUAUACAAAUUAUGUAGAUGCUGGUAGCGAUGUUAAAUAUGAACAUAGCGAUGUAAUAAUUCGAGCUGCAGUUGCGGAACAAGUUAGAAGCUUGUGUGCGGCAGAAAUCCAAAAACGUAUUCAACCUGAAAACAAUGAAAUGGCUAGAUAUCAAAAAUAUAUUCUCGAUGAUGUAGUUGCCGAAAUUAUUAAAAACGAGAUUCACAAAGCGGUAGAAGAAAAAUUGUAUAUUUAUUCACAGGAUAGGUUAAAUAAGGCAGAUUAUGCACUUUCCUCAGGUGGUGCAAAGAUCAUUAGUCCGUUAACAUCUCCAACGUAUGAAAUGUGGCCUACGCAAUGGCAUCAACGAAUUAUGGCAGCAAUAACUGGUCAUGGAAUCACGAGAGGCAAGCCACCAAUAACGGCUCUUCAACCUGAGACUCAUGUUGGCCAAUGUUGGCCUUUUGCUGGACCGAAAGGUCAAUUAGCGGUAUUGUUGAGUAGAAGAAUCUACGUUACAGCUAUAACUUAUGAUCAUGUGAGUAAAGAUAUAGCAAUGGGUGUCACAAGUGCACCAAAAGAAUUUGAAGUAUGGGGAUUUGUUGAUGAUGUUCCAGAAGUGAUUAUCGAUAAUUCAUAUCCAAAACAAGGACAUGAACCAUUAUUAUUGAAACAAACAGAUGAUGUCAUUCAAGAAGAAAAACAAGAAGGUAUUUUUGGCGAUCAUUCCGCCAUUCCAAGUGAUCUAAACGAUACAAAUGACACAAGCAACCCAAAUGACGCAGCAAAUAAUCCAAGUGAAUCAAGUUCAGAUGAAAAAAAUGGUGACGAAAGAGAUUUAAAGCUUGGUUCGUCACCAAAUCAUUUAUUUUUGGGGAAAUUUACUUAUGAUAUAAACGGAUCCACCAUACAAACCUUUGAAGCGCUUAGAUACAGUAAACCGAUAAUAGCUGUUUUAAUGAAGGACAAUUAA
Molecule: messenger RNA, 1804 nt
Organism: Entrophospora candida
Lineage: Eukaryota; Fungi; Glomeromycota; Glomeromycetes; Entrophosporales; Entrophosporaceae
Source: the annotation of a GenBank genome assembly